AUGUUGAACAAGCUCAGCCUCCUUGCCGUUGGUGCCGCUCUGGCCCAGCUCACCUCUGCCGUGGGCAACGCGCGUGUCAAGAACAACUGCCCCUUUGCCGUGACUGCUUGGUCGGUCGGCAGCGACAUCUCGGAUCCUCACACCCUGAGCACUGGCAAGUCCUACGGCGAGCCUUUCAGCCGUGACCCCAAGACCGGCGGCCGGGCAAUUAAGGUGACGAUCGAUCCCGAUGGCCUGUGGACUGGCAAGCCGCAGACCAUCUACGCCUACAACCUGGAUGGCAACACGGUCUGGUACGACUUGAGCGAUGUAUUUGGAGACGCUUUCAAGGGCCACAAGCUCAAGGUGGCGUCUGCCGACCCGGCCUGCCCCUCGAUCGUUUGGGAGGACGGUGUGCCCCCGGCUGGCAGCCAGGUGAAGAACUGCGGUUCCGGAGCUGAUGUCACUCUGACUCUUUGUGCAUGA
Purpureocillium lilacinum is the source of this 465-nucleotide messenger RNA. RefSeq lists its product as uncharacterized. NCBI's taxonomy places the organism in Eukaryota, Fungi, Ascomycota, Sordariomycetes, Hypocreales, Ophiocordycipitaceae. The record is from RefSeq and is a predicted model, not a curated record.